Molecule: messenger RNA, 3642 nt
Organism: Candida dubliniensis CD36
Lineage: Eukaryota; Fungi; Ascomycota; Pichiomycetes; Serinales; Debaryomycetaceae
Gene: CHS3
Product: chitin synthase
Exons: 1
Coding region: 1-3642 (1213 amino acids)
Cellular component (GO): cell septum; cell periphery
Molecular function (GO): chitin synthase activity
Source: RefSeq, a predicted model, not a curated record
AUGUCUAAUUUUAGAGAUAGUUCUAGUCCUCGAAGAGGCUAUUCAGAAUUUGAUCCUGAAUCUGGUGAAGGUUUAGGAAGAAAGAAAUCCUUAAUUAGACCAGAAAGAUCAAGAAUGGAUGAAAACCAUCCCCGAUUCCAUUAUACUCAAGUUGCCAAUCAGGAAUCUAAUCAUAUUAAAGUACAACCAUCUUCAACUGGUGUUGAUCCUCGUAAAUCAAACGAAUUAUCAACAUCAAGAUCCCAUUUAAGUAAUUAUGCUACUCCAUCACAUCAAGAGGAAGAUGAAGACGAGGGGAUCCCCUUAAUGGAUAUACAUAAUGCUUCACCUAAUGUUAGUAGUGAUCAAAAUAAUGAUCUAAAAGGUGGACGUGAAGUUUAUGGGUUAAACGAUGAAAUUAACGAUUAUGGCAAUUCACCCAAGAAAAACCAAGUAAUUUCAUCAUCAAGACCAUUAAACAAGGAAAAACCAACUAAACCUAAACAUGACAUAUAUUUUUGGAAAGUUUAUUGUUAUGCUAUUACAUUUUGGGCUCCAGCUCCAUUAUUGAAAUUAUUUGGAUUACCAACAAAAGAUCGUCAAUUUGCCUGGAGAGAAAAAAUCGGAUUGAUUUCUUGUAUUCUUUAUAUUGGUGCAUUUGUUGCCUAUUUGACUUUUGGUUUCACUAAAACAGUUUGUUCGAGUCAAGUGGUUAGAACCCAAAUUAAUCAUGUUAAUGGUGGUUAUUUGAUUAUUAAUGGUAGAGCUUACGAUUUAACUUCGUCGCAACAUCCAAAAGCAGCUGGUAUACAAGCCGGUGCUAAUGUUUUAUACCCUCCGAUGAAUGCUGGUGGUAAAGAUGCAUCAUUUCUUUUCCAAAAUGUUAAUGGUAACUGUAAGGGGUUAAUCAAACCAAGAGAUAAUUGUUCUAUUCCAUACAAUGGUGAUGAAUUGGCUUGGUAUAUGCCAUGUCGUCUUUUCAACCAAGAUGGUUCAACUAAACCAAAUAAUACAUUUGCUUAUUAUAAAGGAUGGGCUUGUCAUACCAGUGAGACUGCUCGUGAUGCCUAUUAUAAAUUGAAAGUUAAUGGUGAUGUUUAUUUCACCUGGGAUGACGUUAAGAAUUCAUCAAGAAACUUGGUGGUGUACUCUGGGAAUGUGUUGGAUUUGGAUUUGAUAAAUUGGAUUGAAACUGACGAUGUUACUUAUCCCGAGUUGUUUGAUAAAUUAAGAGAUGAUGAAACUUAUCGUGGAUUGGAUAUAUCUUUGGUUUUGACAAAUUCUGAAGAACGACAGGCAGCUAGAUGUUUAACAGAAAUUAUCAAAGUUGGAUCUAUUGAUACUGAUACUAUUGGUUGUAUUGCAUCUCAAGUUGUGUUGUACGUGUCCUUGGUGUUCAUUUUAUCGGUUGUUGUCGUCAAAUUUAUUAUGGCAUGUUGGUUUAAAUGGGUCACUUCAAGAAAACAGGGGGCUACAAUGUACGAUUCAAAAGCUUGGGCGAAAAGAAAUAGAGAAAUCGAAGACUGGGUCGAUCAUGAUCAUGGUAUUGGUGCCGAAGUCAAAACCGUACCUGUGAAAGCUAGAGCUAAUUAUAAAGCUGCCAAAACCAAUAGACAAUCUGUUUUCCAUAGAGCCCAAAAAUUGUCUUUGGGACCAAAUGCUGAUUUAUCACAAUAUUAUGAUAAUCCUAAUGCUCUUUCCAAGACUUUUAAAUAUACCACCAUGUCCACUCAAGCAGCAUUAUUGGGACGCAAUGGAUACGGUAAACGUGGUAAUAAUGCCAAUAAAAGUGUUAGUGGUGGGUUCAAUGGCAGACAAUCCAAUCUUUAUUUGACUGAUCAAGGUUCAUCAACUGAUUUAUUGAACCGUCCAAUUUCUUCUUAUAAUCCAUUUGAUUCUAUGGGUGAUGAUUCCAUUGUCAUUAAUGGUUUAUCUCCAGAUAUUAUUCAUCCUGAUGUUGUUCCUCAACCACCAGUUGAAUAUCAACCUUUUGGAUAUCCAUUAGCUCAUACAAUUAAUUUGGUCACUUGUUAUUCUGAAGAUGAAGAUGGUAUUCGUAUUACUUUGGAUUCGAUUGCCACUACUGAUUUCCCUAAUUCUCAUAAAUUAAUCCUUGUUAUUUGUGAUGGUUUAAUUAAAGGUUCGGGUAAUGAUGAAACAACUCCCGAUAUUGUGUUGGAUAUGAUGUCAGACUUUACCGUGCCUAGAGAUGAAGUUGAAGCUUAUUCAUAUGUUGCAGUUGCCCAAGGUAGUAAGCGUCAUAAUAUGGCCAAAGUUUAUGCUGGGUUUUACAAGUAUAACGACGAAACAGUCCCACCAGAAAAGCAACAACGUAUUCCAAUGAUUACUAUUGUCAAAUGUGGUACCCCUGAGGAAGCCAGUGCUCCUAAACCAGGUAAUAGAGGUAAACGUGAUUCACAAAUCAUUUUAAUGUCAUUUUUACAAAAAGUUGUUUUUGAUGAAAGAAUGACUAGUUUAGAAUAUGAAAUGUUACAAAGUAUUUGGAGAGUCACUGGAUUAAUGGCAGAAUUUUAUGAAAUUGUGUUGAUGGUUGAUGCUGAUACUAAAGUUUUCCCAGAUUCAUUAACUCAUAUGGUUGCCGAAAUGGUUAAAGAUCCAACUAUUAUGGGAUUAUGUGGAGAAACAAAGAUUUCCAACAAGGCACAAACAUGGGUUACGGCAAUUCAAGUUUUCGAAUAUUAUAUUUCCCAUCAUCAAGCCAAGGCGUUUGAAUCGAUUUUCGGUGGGGUUACUUGUUUACCUGGUUGUUUCUGUAUGUAUAGAAUCAAGGCACCAAAGGGAUCUGAUGGAUAUUGGGUACCUAUUUUGGCUAACCCGGAUAUUGUCGAGAGAUAUUCAGAUAAUGUGGUUGAUACUUUACAUCGUAAGAAUUUGUUGUUAUUGGGUGAAGAUCGUUAUCUUUCCUCAUUGAUGUUGAGAACUUUCCCCAAGAGGAAACAGGUCUUUGUUCCUAAAGCUGCUUGUAAAACUGUUGUUCCCGAUAAAUUUAAAGUGUUAUUAUCACAACGUCGUCGUUGGAUUAAUUCUACUGUGCAUAAUUUGUUUGAAUUGGUUUUGGUUAAAGAUUUGUGUGGUACAUUUUGCUUUUCUAUGCAAUUUGUUAUUUUUAUUGAAUUGAUUGGUACUUUGGUGUUGCCAGCGGCCAUUACUUUUACUAUUUACGUGAUUAUUGUUGCUAUUGUAUCUAAACCAACUCCAGUUAUGUCGUUGGUUUUAUUGGCAGUUAUUUUUGGGUUACCUGGUUGUUUAAUUGUUAUUACUGUUUCAUCAUUGUCGUAUCUUGUUUAUUUUGUUAUUUAUCUUUUUGCAUUACCAAUUUGGAAUUUUGUGUUGCCAAGUUAUGCAUAUUGGAAAUUUGAUGAUUUCAGUUGGGGUGAAACAAGAACAGUUGCUGGUGGUGAUAAAGGAGAUCAUAGUGCUGUUGAAGGUAAAUUUGAUUCUUCAAAGAUUGCCAUGAAAAGAUGGAGAGAAUGGGAAAGAGAACGUAGAAAUACAGAAAACAGAAAACAACAACAGCAGCAACAAUUGACAAACAAUUCAAGUAAUAAUUUGGCUGUUCCUGGUGCUGCAUGGGAUCCAUCAAAUACAGGAGGAAAUUUGAUUGAUGAUUUAAGUCAAGGAUCAUCUUCGGGGUCUGGUUGA